Messenger RNA from Drosophila arizonae, 1258 nucleotides. It is a transcript of the gene Syx16, whose product is annotated as syntaxin 16. NCBI's taxonomy places the organism in Eukaryota, Metazoa, Arthropoda, Insecta, Diptera, Drosophilidae. Gene Ontology annotation, molecular function: SNARE binding; SNAP receptor activity. The record is from RefSeq and is a predicted model, not a curated record. Gene Ontology annotation, cellular component: SNARE complex; endomembrane system; membrane. Gene Ontology annotation, biological process: vesicle-mediated transport; intracellular protein transport; vesicle fusion.
GAUAAUUCGAUUAUUUCAUCAUACCAAUAGCAAAUAAAUAAAAUGUAAGAUUUACAUAGAUUAAUUAAAAUUUUUUCGUAUACAAAAGGCUGUUGACAACGCCAAGAUGACUUCGCGCAAUCUAACCGAGGUGUUUGUUAUCAUGCGCAACAAUGCCAGCAAGAAUCGCAAUCAUUAUGACGAGCGGCGUGGCAGCGACUCGGAGCGUCUGUUGAAACAUUCAGUACGCGAGGCUGAAGAGGGACUCGAGAUGCAGGAUGAUUAUGCCACCCCACCCAUUUGGCUAGACAAAUUCGAGGAGGCGCAAUACACGAUGUCCAAAAUCAAACCAAAAUUGGAUGAGCUGGGCUCGCUGCAUGCCCGUCACCUGCUGCGCCCCACCUUCGAUGACCAAAAAGAUGACGAAUGUGAAAUCGAAGUGCUUAGCCAGAUUGUGGCCAAGCUGAUAGCAAGCACCCAUCGGCACAUACAAUGCGUCCGCUCUAGCCUGGGCGUUGGCAGCAAAGUGGAGCAGCGGCUCACGGCCAACGCGGUGCACUGUGCUCUCCUGCAGCUGCAGGAUCUGACGGUCAAAUUCCGCAGCAGCCAAAAUGCGUAUCUGCUGCAGCUCAACUCACGGGAGGAACGCUCCCAGAAAUACUUCGACAAUGCCAAUGAAUUCACCAAUGUCGAGCUGGGCAACUUCGGUGGCGAUGAGCCGCCCAACAACUUUGUGGACACCUUUGAUAAUUUUCUGCAGCCACUGGAUGGCGCUGGCAAGAGCCAGGCGAACGCGUAUCUCUUCGAGGACGACGAGCAGCAGAUUGAUGACAAUUUCAAGAAGCCAUUGACCAAUCGCAUGACACAGCAGCAGCUGCUGCUCUUCGAGGAGGAGAACACGCGGUUGGCACAGCACCGUGAGGAGGAGGUGACGAAAAUAGUAAAAUCCAUUUACGAUCUCAACGAUAUCUUCAAGGACUUGAGUCACAUGGUGCAGGAGCAGGGCACCGUGCUCGAUCGCAUCGACUACAAUGUGGAACAGACCCAGACGCGCGUCUCCGAGGGCAUGCGACAGCUCCAGCGUGCGGAAAUGUAUCAGCGCAAGAAUCGCAAAAUGUGCAUCAUUCUCGUUUUGGCCGCCGUCACCUUCGUCAUGCUCGUGCUGCUCAUUCUAACCAAGCUGUAAAGGAUUUGACCGACCCCAACGUCCAGCCAGCAAAUUAUUCCGUUAAAUUUUCUGUUUACCAUUUUCUUUUGUUAGUGCAGUCAUGUGUGUAUA